UACACACCAAUAUCAUCAAGCUGCGCCAGGAUUUCACAUUGUGAAGAAAUUGAUCGAAGUUUCUUACAGAAAGAUCGGCACAUUACACGCGACUCUGAUUCGUCUUCUCACAAAGCUUCAACAUAAUGGCGCAAGGUCGACCGCCGAAGCGCGCUUCAGACAAUGCCGCGUUCAGCCCACGCGCCACAACACCAGCUCAGCAAAGAAGUCCGAUCAAGCAGCGCAAGAUGGGGAUAAGCGCGCAUCACAAGCAGGCUCUCAUAGACAAUCUGCAACUGGAGAUUACUGAACGCGCGCGCAGACUCCGAGCGCAGUACAGCCUCCAAGCGCAAGGUCUCCGGUCACGGAUAGAAAUAAGGGUCAACCGAAUCCCAAUGGCUCUGAGGAAGAUGAGAAUGGAGGACCUGGUACUGAAGUACUCUGAGAAGGAGCAGAAGUCCGCGAUGACUGCCCGACCACCUCCUGUGCCGGCAAAGGACAGGCUUGUACGGAAACCGGCCGACAUUCACAGCGCGCUCUCAAAACCAACAACAAGCCUCAAACGAACAAGUGAAGACUUUGGCAAAGAUAAGGAGAACGAAAAUGUAGAGAACCCCAACAAGAGGGUGCGAGCAGCCGAAGGCGGGCAUGUUCGUCCUGCGCAGGUCUUGUCUCCUACCUCCUCCAAUUCGAGGCUCAAGGGCGGCCGCCCUGCUUCACCAGCCAAGUCACAGAUCGCGCGACCCGGAUCACCGCUCAAAGGCACUUCCCGCACAGCUGCAGCAACCAACAUGCUGUCUAACUUUGUGGAAAAGGCCAAGUCGACACGCGCUGGGACACGAAAGGCCACCACUACGUCGAAUACAAGCAGCACUGCUGCACCAGCUGCACAGCCAGCCAAGACACGACGCGCCGCGCCCGCAGCAGCCAAACCUCCAACUUCGCGGCCUGCAACACGCACAGGCCGACGUGCUAGUGCCACAAGUGAAGCUAGUGAUGGCAGCAAUUCGACAGUGGUCAGGAAGGGAGCGGCUCCUCGGGGCGCGCCCCCAAAGAAAACAUUGGGGAGCUUUACGAAAGGAACUGCGAGCGGGGAUGCCAAAAAGACCACAGCGGUAAAGAGCACGCCGAAGACAAGAGCUGGGCGAGUGCUGCGAAACAGAGGGUAGACAUUCAGUCGGAUUUCAGGAUUUGCUCAUUUAGCAGGCGUUGCGUUCUUGAAAUUGGGUAGAGCACCGAUGACACUGCAACAGGGCUUGGCAGGGAGAUCACUCACGGCGCUAGGAACGAGGAACUUGAGAUUGUAUGCACAGCGGUGAAC
Emericellopsis atlantica is the source of this 1300-nucleotide messenger RNA. Its product is annotated as Borealin N terminal-domain-containing protein. The record is from RefSeq and is a predicted model, not a curated record. Gene Ontology annotation, biological process: mitotic sister chromatid segregation. NCBI's taxonomy places the organism in Eukaryota, Fungi, Ascomycota, Sordariomycetes, Hypocreales, Bionectriaceae. Gene Ontology annotation, cellular component: chromosome passenger complex; chromosome, centromeric region; spindle midzone. The transcript is spliced from 3 exons. The coding region runs from base 126 to 1148 and encodes 340 amino acids.